AUGUCGGCCACAGAAUCUCCGUCCUCUCCGGGCCACGAGACGAGAGACGCCCAUACCAAUGAACCCACUGAGACGCCCGCUUUAACCAACCUCCCAACACAAACAGAGAACGACCAUUCGCCGAAAGACAGUAACCAAACAGCGGAGAUGAAUGCGCAGGCCACAACAGAACAGUCUGGCAAUCCAACACCGCCAAAUUCCGCCCCGAUGCCCUCGACUAUAACCACCCCCUCAUCAGCGGAGCAACAACCACUUGCGGGGCAGAUGGAAAGACUGUCCGUCUCAGGACUUACUACACCAAACGACCCACCGUCCAGCGCAAAUACUUCUCCUCGACCCCCUCCGCCCGAAAAGGACAAUGUUUACCUCAAUCUCGAUGCAGCUCCUACAACCUCUACGCCUACGUUGCCGCCCAUCAUCACAAACCGAGCCCCCAGCCCCGAGAAAGAGCUCCCAGAUGUGCCUGGCGACAGUGAUGCAGAAGCCAAGCGAGACAACCAGACGGGAGGACCUCGGGAUGAUACUCCCUCGCAGCCGGAGAUCCAAAGCAUCAUGGGACAAUUCCAAGACCCCGCGCGGAGCACCGACCAAAUGGAGAUCAUGUCUCCACGGCUUGGGCUCGCUGAGCAAUUCAGAGGUGGUUCAACAUAUUACCCGCCACGGAAAUCCAGCCUAGACCACGGGAAAGCCUCUGAAUCCGCCGAUUCUCCGAUUGCUACAUCACCACAGAAGCAGCCUGUAUCCCAAUUACCCCACAAGCCCGACUCGCCGGUCUCAAAUCGGCGAGCGUCCACCUCGACACUGCUACCACCGCCGGAGCCAGAACCUGACCAACCUUUUGAUUUCCACCGCUUUUUAGAACAACUGCGUCACCGCACCGCUGACCCCGUGGCCAAAUUCUUGCGCUCAUUCCUCCUGGAGUUCGGAAAGAAGCAAUGGAUGGUUCACGAACAAGUCAAGAUUAUCAGCGACUUUUUGACGUUCAUCACAAAUAAGAUGGCCAUGUGUGAAAUCUGGCGAGAUGUAUCGGAUAGCGAAUUUGAUAAUGCCAAGGAAGGCAUGGAGAAGCUUGUUAUGAAUCGCCUGUAUUCACAGACUUUCUCGCCAGCUAUUCCAUCUCCACCGACUAUACCAAGAAGUGCAAGUCGGAGUCGGCGGAGAGAGCUCGAGAGGCUACACGGGCCAUGGCGACGUGGCCAGCACCAGGAGGAUAUUGAGCGAGACGAUAUCCUGGCUCAAAAGAUCCGCAUUUACGGCUGGGUCAAUGAGACACAUCUUGACAUUCCAACUGUGAGCAAUGGCGGCCGUCGUUUCUUGAAUUUGGCGCAGCAAGAAUUAUCGAAGAUCAAUGGCUACCGAGCUCCCCGAGAUAAGGUCAUUUGCAUUUUGAACUGCUGCAAGGUCAUCUUUGGUCUGCUGAAGAAUUCUAAGAAGGGCGACACAUCUGCCGACUCUUUCAUCCCUCUCUUGAUCUACGUGGUCUUGCAUGCAAACCCGGAUCAUCUCGUCUCCAACAUUCAAUAUAUUCUUCGAUUCCGCAACCAGGAUAAGCUCGGCGGCGAAGCAGGAUACUACAUUUCAUCCUUGUCCGGAGCCAUCCAAUUCAUCGAGACCCUCGACAGAACCAGUCUAACAGUCAGCGACGAAGAAUUCGAACGCAACGUCGAAGCCGCCGUCUCUGCAAUCGCAGAGCAAAACCGGGAAACCGAAACCCUCGAAGAAAAACCCUCGACCCAACCACCAUCCCAGUCCCACGCCGGCCCAAGCCGCAAAGAAGCGACCCAGUCCAGCGACGAUGACACCUCCGCCCCUGUCGCAGGACUACUCCGAACAAUCCAAAAACCUCUCUCCACCAUCGGCCGCAUGUUCUCCGACGACCCAGACUCCACUUCACAAGACCGCCCUCAACCCAUCCCGACACCUCAACCUAGUGUCGCUCCUCCCCGUCUCACCCCAAAUGUCUACCAACCACCACGUGCAAGCAGCGAAGAUAGCCGGCGCUCAGGCGAUGAGCGUUCUCACUCUGCCCACGGCAGCGGAACGUCCGCCAAGAAAAAUCUCACCCGCGUACUAGAUGCCCAGGAUGCCGCUGCGCGCCAGGCUAGUGCUGAGGAUGCGGAGGCGCGUCGUAUACAGCGUGCGGAACAUACUAAUGUUGUCGAGACGUUGUCGAACAUGUUUCCCAACCUUGAUCGGGAUGUCAUCGACGAUGUCGUCAAGAUGAAAGAGGGGAGGGUUGGUCUGGCUGUGGAUGCGUGCCUUGCUCUGAGUGCAGAGUAG
Molecule: messenger RNA, 2280 nt
Organism: Penicillium bovifimosum
Lineage: Eukaryota; Fungi; Ascomycota; Eurotiomycetes; Eurotiales; Aspergillaceae
Product: guanine nucleotide exchange factor VPS9
Exons: 4
Coding region: 1-2280 (759 amino acids)
Biological process (GO): vesicle-mediated transport
Cellular component (GO): endocytic vesicle; cytosol
Molecular function (GO): ubiquitin binding; small GTPase binding; guanyl-nucleotide exchange factor activity
Source: RefSeq, a predicted model, not a curated record